AUGCGACGGGUUGGCUACGGUGUGUACCCCAUUCUUACCGCCUACAAUCGCCCGUAUCAUCUCCCAGGCUGGAAGACACGUGUCAGUACGAAGGACGCACGUACGCGAGAACAGCGCGAGACGGAUCGAAAAGCCCGGCAAAUUGAAAAACUUCCACGACCGCAGGCACUUCAUGAUUUUCAGUACCCAUAUGAGAAGACUGUGCUGAGUGAUGCCAUGUUCCAAUACCCGGUGUAUGAGAAUGAACUGGAUACCCCUCAUCUCUUCAAUCUCACACCACCACCGGACUUUUUUAUCUAUUGGAAUGUAGGAGAUUUUGAACGAACAUCGUACCCUCCUUUGCCAGAUGAGGAUCAUCGAUUCUUGGUACCAAAUAUGGAUACAUUGGCGUGGAAAAAACAUCGGGAACGCUCUCUUAAGUAUCUUCGUAAGCAUGAAAUCAUGCCACAUUAUCUUCCACAUGUAUCUCAGGAUGUGAAUUUGUCUGUUGUUUUUCCAGGAACAUAUGCCACACGAGCCCGUAGAUGUGAAGAGACAGGCCAACCAUUACCUCCACCACCACCUGUUACGGAGUUAAACCCUCGUAAUUUUUGGAUGACCGCACAUUGUGGAAAUUAUAUUGAAUUAACAGAUCUGCAGCAUCCUCCUUCGAUAUAUUUUUUUGAAAAACAAGCAGGAGAUAGAAGUGUAGAGGGUAAUACUAACAGUGCUGAGUGGUACACACUCAUCAUUGCAUCUCCUGAUUACCCGUAUCGAGUUCCUGUAAAUGUUGACGGUAGAACAAAGAACGGUUUUUUUAUUAAUUAUAUGGUGACGAAUUUACCAGGAAGUGGAAAUGGUUUACGGCCAAGUGUAGUUAAUGGUAUAGUAACCAAUACUUCUGGCAUUAAUAAGAAAGGUGAUGUUGUUGUACCGUACGUUGCACCUUUACCAACAGAGGAUGCAGGGACCACACGACAUAUUUGCAUGCUUUUCAAGCAAUCUGGUCAUGUGAGUGAUGUUUCUACGGUGUAUGGUGAUACGGAUGCAGGAUUUGCCGCACGUUGUAGUUUUCAUCUACAUGCCUCUUCUCGUGAUAGUAGUUCUACCCUAGAAGAUGCGACACUUAGAAAUGUAGAAAGUGUACUCCCACCGGAUCCAUGUGCUGUAACCUUUUUUCAGACAAAGUGGGAUAUUCAAGUACAGGAAUUUUAUGAAUCGCGUGGACUUCUAGAGCCUGCAGCCCCACCAAAUGAGGAGGUUGAGGCCAUUCUCGCCUAUCAUGCAAAGGAACCAUCGCAGUUGCGUGUGCGUGCACGCCACCGGCCGGAUGGUGCAACGAAUAUAGGGGACGAUCCGAACUUCUGGGGACAAUCGCAGCCAACCUCAAUGAUGGAAGGAUCCAUGCAAAGUCUAUGGUCCAGGCGAACAGCAGUUGGUAAAAAUGGUGUAUUAGUAACGUACCGAAAGUAA
Trypanosoma theileri is the source of this 1452-nucleotide messenger RNA. RefSeq lists its product as uncharacterized. The coding region runs from base 1 to 1452 and encodes 483 amino acids. The transcript has a single exon. The record is from RefSeq and is a predicted model, not a curated record. Lineage: Eukaryota; Euglenozoa; Kinetoplastea; Trypanosomatida; Trypanosomatidae.